This is a messenger RNA of Octopus sinensis (East Asian common octopus), 1416 nucleotides long. RefSeq names its product mucin-5AC-like. The record is from RefSeq and is a predicted model, not a curated record. Bases 1 to 1134 code for a protein of 377 amino acids. The transcript is spliced from 4 exons. NCBI's taxonomy places the organism in Eukaryota, Metazoa, Mollusca, Cephalopoda, Octopoda, Octopodidae.
AUGUUCAACAGCGUUUCUUCCGACUCUUUAUCUUCUGAAUUCAAAUGCGCCGAGAUCGAAUUUACCCUUCAUCUUUUGGACGUCGAUGAAAUAAAAUACCAGCCAAGUUUUCUGGUUGUUGUGAUUAAGGGCCAAAUCUCGACCCCUCAAAGAGUUGUGACUGAGGAUACUGAAGUUAAAGAUUCCGUUACCGUGCCAACACAAACUUUAACAGAAUCACAGACUGGAGGCAGAGCACUGGAUGUUCCAACAGGUGUAACCAUUUCUGAUAUCGAUUCUUCGACAACGGAGACAGUGGAAAGUGAUUCCGUCACAGGAACGGAACGAAACCUGCCCAAAGCAUCGUUCACUAACACAAAAGUCGUUGAAUAUACUGCACCAACUACUAGUACCAGUAAUACAAAUUCUUCUAUGGAUACUAGUACAGAUACUAACAACAACAACAAGAGCAACUCCAACGUCACAAGUAACAGCAGAGAUAACUCCCUUGCUCUUAGUUCUGUUACUUCAACAAUUCUUGAUAUCAACGACUCAACUAAAGAAUCCGUGUUUACCGCCAUUGAUGUUGACGUCACUACAACAACAACAACAGCAUCAACAACAACAACUGCUACUACUACUACUACUGCUGCUGUUACAACAACGAUUGCAUCAAAUGGCGAAAUUGUUGUCUCCACCAGACUGCCCAACAGUGAACUCGUCCAAAGACCCACGGACUUCUCCGUCACUCGCAUUCAAACAGCACUACCAACUCCCCCUAUCGGUAUAGAACCAAACAAAGAUCAGUUUAUGUGUUACCAUGGCAACUGUACAGAUUACCAAUGCCACAAAGCCGUUAAGAUUUACUCCAUGUUCCAUAAAGUGCCUUGUGUGGGAAGGAAGUGUCAGAUAGAAAUCCUUCAGCGAGAAGAUUCUUUCUUCAUCAAAUUCCAGUGCCUUAACAAUUCCAAAGAAUGUCCCUGCCUGUCGAAGGUACCAAACCUUCAGAAAAUGUGCUGUAAGACAUCCCUGUGCAACAACCACACACUUAUGUGUCGUGCGUCAUCAUCGUCGUCGUCUGCGACAUUUGUCUGGAAGUACCCGAACCUCAUUCGAUCGCUGCUCCUUCUGUUCUCCUUCUAUCAACAGCAUUGACUGAAUAUCGGUUACCAGUUACGGCUAGUAUGCCUCUCUGAGUGUGUAGGGGGAUUGUAAUUGUAUAUGAUGUGCGUCUGUGUGUGUGUGUGUGUGUGUGUGUGUGUGUGUGUGUGUUUAUGCCUAUGUUUGUGUGUGAGGCUUUGGCGUACUUGUGCCCUAUUCGCCUUUCAUCUUUUCGGGGUCGAUUAAAUAAGUACCAGUUACGCACUGGGGUCGACGUAAUCGACUUAAUCUCUUCCCCCGGAAUUUCAGGCGUUCUGCCUACCAGUAGAAAGAAUU